Hyla sarda is the source of this 6877-nucleotide messenger RNA. It is a transcript of the gene ARHGAP29, whose product is annotated as Rho GTPase activating protein 29. Gene Ontology annotation, molecular function: GTPase activator activity. Bases 256 to 6393 code for a protein of 2045 amino acids. The transcript is spliced from 37 exons. The record is from RefSeq and is a predicted model, not a curated record. NCBI's taxonomy places the organism in Eukaryota, Metazoa, Chordata, Amphibia, Anura, Hylidae. Gene Ontology annotation, biological process: signal transduction; activation of GTPase activity. Gene Ontology annotation, cellular component: cytoplasm.
UCUCGGCUCGCUGUGAGGAGCGCUGAGCGGUGGUGCCUUCAGUCGGUGGUCGGAGUCGGUGCGCGGCGGUUGUUGCUCCGUGUGGGGAUACCGUUGUUGUCGGGACCGUUAUAACGGGAGUCGGUGAGGGACACGGAGACACUGGGGCCCCGGAGGGAUGCUGCUCUCCCCGCCGUACAGGUUUGACUUUGAGGCCUAUGGGCGGAGGGCGGCACUGAAUGCUGAGGCCUGAGGACCGCUCAGAAGCGCGCUGGGAUGUUGCGGCAGAACGGAGGAGGUAACAGGCGUGGUUUGGGAUUUUCACGAUUUUCUACCUCAAACUUCUUCACCCUCUCGAAUUCUUCCACUUGGGGAAUGGGGAGAAGCACCAAGAGUAAUUCUCUGAGCAGCAUCAGCACCGGCUCGGACUGUGAGGGCUCGGUGGUGGAGCCGGAGUACAUCAUGCAGCUGGUGAACGACGUGCGCAGGUUUGCGGAUGUCCUGCUGUAUCUGAAGGAAGCCGUCGUGUCUCCAGAGAAUCAGGACAGUCUGCACCACGUGGUCCACGAGCGUCUGGGGGAGCUGCUGCGGGUGCUGAAGGGGGUGAUCAGCAAACACCAGACCCUCAACUCUGUGGAUAUUCUGGGCGCUGCCGGGACGGUGAUCGCCAAAGUGAAAGCUGUGAACUUCAAAAACAUUAAUGAAGAGAAUAGGAGGGAGCAGUUUGCAGAAAUCUUCACCUCCAUCGACACUUUAGCCUUCACCUUCGGCAACGUUGUUUCCGAUUUCCUUAUGGGAGAUGUAGACAAUGGCUCAUCACUGGGGCUGCACACAUCUCGGAGGAGUCGGUCCUUUGAAAAUGUUUCCAUGGAGGAUUCUGCCGGGUCCAUUCACGAGCGAGACGAUCUCCAAGGGCACCUGCGGGCAGAGGAAGUUGACGGCAUGCUCCUGCGAAUCGACAGCGGGGUGGAAUCUGCCUUAUCGUAUGCCAAAGCCUGGUCCAAAUACGCCAAGGAUCUCCUGUCCUGGGUGGAGAAGAGGCUUAAUGUGGAAGCCGAAGCUGCUAGAAAUCUAUUAAAGAUGGCGGAAAGCGCAAAAUCCAUUGUCGGCCCACAGGAGUUUAUGGCGUUCCAGCCGAUAUUCACCGCGGCUUUUCAGAACGACAUUGAGUGCAGCCAGCUGUGUCUGCAGACCAUCGCGGCGCUGCAGAGCAACAAGUUCAUCCAGCCUCUUCAAGCCCGAAGAUCUGAGCUCGACAGACAAAGGAAGGAAAUGAAGGAACUUUGGCAGCGAGAACAGAAGAAAAUGCAAGAGCUGGAGACCGCUCUACGGAAAGCAAAACUAUUGAAUGUCCAAAGGCAAGAUGAGUACGAGAAAGCGAAAUCCAGUACGAUCCGCGCGGAGGAGGAGCAGCUCAGUAUAUCCGGAGGACUCAUGAAAGAUGGCAGCAAACAGGUGGAGAAGAGGAGACGCUUGGAGGAGGAAGCCUUACAGAAGGCCGACGAAGCGAAAGAAUAUUACAAGACGUGUGUGGCGGAGGUGGAGGAGAAGAGAAUAGAUAUGGAGAGUGUGAAAAGUGAAAUUUUAACGCAGAUUCGGGAGCUCAUCUACCAAUGUGAUCUCACCCUGAAAGCCGCCACAGUGAACCUGUUCCAGAUGCAGACCGCCCAGGUGGUGUCGCUGCCUGUGAACUGCCAGACGCUGUGCGAGAACGCCAAACGCUAUGAGCCCGGCCAGCAGUAUUCAGAGUUUGUGAAGAACCUGCCCAAAGACGACUGCGGCAUCGAGGUCGGGUCUUGUGAAGCGUCACAUGGGCGGAUCGGGCGGCUUUUAUCCAAGGGAGAAGAGAACGGCACCCGGGCAUCACAAGGGAACCUGUCCCAGGGCUCUGCAGAGUACACCGCUCAGUCCUCGGAGGACAUCGGGAGUCCGCUCUAUAGCCGAUCCCACAAGGCCGGGCAGAAGAGGUCCAGCAGCAGCACCGAUAUUCAGACGUUACGAGGUCCGCCGUUCAGGUCGUGGUCCACAGGCAACCAGAGCGGUAUGUGCAGUGAUUCUGAGAGCGCAGGGGGCAGUAGUGAGUCCCGCUCUAUGGACUCCCCAUCAGCCAGUCCAGGAGACUUUAAAAGACGCCUUCCCAGGACCCCAUCCACGGGAACCAUGUCAUCUGCGGACGAUCUGGACGACCGGGAGCCGCCAUCGCCUUCCGAUAACGGCCUGAAUGAUCUGGUUUCGGAGAUCGCCAAUUCCCCAGGACCCUUCCGGAAUACAAGCAUGUCCAAAGCCGCGCAGACUCACAAGCUGCGGAAGCUGAGGGCCCCCUCCAAGUGCCGGGAGUGUGACAGUCUGGUGGUGUUCCACGGGGCCGAGUGCGAGGAGUGUUCUCUCGCCUGCCAUAAGAAGUGCCUGGAAACAUUGGCCAUUCAGUGCGGACACAAAAAGCUUCAUGGACGACUUCAUCUCUUUGGGGUAGAAUUUACUCAGGCCGCCAAGAACACUCCUGACGGCAUUCCUUUCAUCAUCAAGAAGUGCACCUCCGAAAUCGAGAGCCGGGCGCUGACUAUAAAGGGCAUUUACCGAGUGAAUGGAGCGAAGUCCAGAGUGGAGAAGCUGUGUCAGGCGUUCGAAAAUGGGAAAGACCUGGUGGAACUGUCCGAUCUGUAUGCGCACGACAUCAGUAACGUCCUGAAGCUUUACCUGCGACAGCUCCCAGAACCUUUGAUAAUGUUUCGUGUUUACAAUGAGCUGAUCGGAUUGGCCAAAGAAAGCCAGCGCUCCACCGACGAAGUGGACUCCCAAGCGAGUAGCCCGCCACUGAAGAGACAGCCGUCCGGGGUGGAGCUGAACAGAGUCAUCAUAAAGAUCAGAGAUCUGCUGAAACUGCUGCCCCCGCCAAACUAUAACACCCUACAGUUCUUAGUGGGACAUCUUCAUAGGGUGACGGAAGAAGUGGAAGAAAACAAGAUGACGGCCAGUAACCUGGGGAUAAUAUUCGGGCCCACCCUGCUGAGGCCGCGCCAGACCGACGCCACCAUCUCCCUCUCCUCCCUGGUGGAUUACCCCUAUCAGGCCCGCAUAGUGGAGCUGCUGAUCUCCCACUACGAUAAGAUAUUCGACGUGUCCCGCGAGAUGAUUAACCCCGUGGAUAAGGCGGAGGAGAGAGAACCGAAUCACGUGAGGAAGUCACAGUCACUGCCCGUGGGGAAUGAGAACGUUCUGCUGUCCAAGCGCACCGGAUCCCUGGAUGAGGCCGCCUUAGACUUUAAAGGAGUGGAGGAGCGGGAAACCCGGAGCCAGAGUAUGGAUAUCGCCGAGGAGAACGAAACCAAUCUAAGUGACUCUGAAGAGCGCGGAGACUCCUCGGAGGCGGUCAGUCCGGUCUUCUCUCUGCAGGGAUCAGAUGAACAAGGUGAGAGCAAGAAGAGUGGUAAAAUACAUAAAAUUCUGCCCCAUUUUUUACCAAUUCCAUCCCUUGAGCAGCAAGAGCUGGAGACCGCUCUACGGAAAGCAAAACUAUUGAAUGUCCAAAGGCAAGAUGAGUACGAGAAAGCGAAAUCCAGUACGAUCCGCGCGGAGGAGGAGCAGCUCAGUAUAUCCGGAGGACUCAUGAAAGAUGGCAGCAAACAGGUGGAGAAGAGGAGACGCUUGGAGGAGGAAGCCUUACAGAAGGCCGACGAAGCGAAAGAAUAUUACAAGACGUGUGUGGCGGAGGUGGAGGAGAAGAGAAUAGAUAUGGAGAGUGUGAAAAGUGAAAUUUUAACGCAGAUUCGGGAGCUCAUCUACCAAUGUGAUCUCACCCUGAAAGCCGCCACAGUGAACCUGUUCCAGAUGCAGACCGCCCAGGUGGUGUCGCUGCCUGUGAACUGCCAGACGCUGUGCGAGAACGCCAAACGCUAUGAGCCCGGCCAGCAGUAUUCAGAGUUUGUGAAGAACCUGCCCAAAGACGACUGCGGCAUCGAGGUCGGGUCUUGUGAAGCGUCACAUGGGCGGAUCGGGCGGCUUUUAUCCAAGGGAGAAGAGAACGGCACCCGGGCAUCACAAGGGAACCUGUCCCAGGGCUCUGCAGAGUACACCGCUCAGUCCUCGGAGGACAUCGGGAGUCCGCUCUAUAGCCGAUCCCACAAGGCCGGGCAGAAGAGGUCCAGCAGCAGCACCGAUAUUCAGACGUUACGAGGUCCGCCGUUCAGGUCGUGGUCCACAGGCAACCAGAGCGGUAUGUGCAGUGAUUCUGAGAGCGCAGGGGGCAGUAGUGAGUCCCGCUCUAUGGACUCCCCAUCAGCCAGUCCAGGAGACUUUAAAAGACGCCUUCCCAGGACCCCAUCCACGGGAACCAUGUCAUCUGCGGACGAUCUGGACGACCGGGAGCCGCCAUCGCCUUCCGAUAACGGCCUGAAUGAUCUGGUUUCGGAGAUCGCCAAUUCCCCAGGACCCUUCCGGAAUACAAGCAUGUCCAAAGCCGCGCAGACUCACAAGCUGCGGAAGCUGAGGGCCCCCUCCAAGUGCCGGGAGUGUGACAGUCUGGUGGUGUUCCACGGGGCCGAGUGCGAGGAGUGUUCUCUCGCCUGCCAUAAGAAGUGCCUGGAAACAUUGGCCAUUCAGUGCGGACACAAAAAGCUUCAUGGACGACUUCAUCUCUUUGGGGUAGAAUUUACUCAGGCCGCCAAGAACACUCCUGACGGCAUUCCUUUCAUCAUCAAGAAGUGCACCUCCGAAAUCGAGAGCCGGGCGCUGACUAUAAAGGGCAUUUACCGAGUGAAUGGAGCGAAGUCCAGAGUGGAGAAGCUGUGUCAGGCGUUCGAAAAUGGGAAAGACCUGGUGGAACUGUCCGAUCUGUAUGCGCACGACAUCAGUAACGUCCUGAAGCUUUACCUGCGACAGCUCCCAGAACCUUUGAUAAUGUUUCGUGUUUACAAUGAGCUGAUCGGAUUGGCCAAAGAAAGCCAGCGCUCCACCGACGAAGUGGACUCCCAAGCGAGUAGCCCGCCACUGAAGAGACAGCCGUCCGGGGUGGAGCUGAACAGAGUCAUCAUAAAGAUCAGAGAUCUGCUGAAACUGCUGCCCCCGCCAAACUAUAACACCCUACAGUUCUUAGUGGGACAUCUUCAUAGGGUGACGGAAGAAGUGGAAGAAAACAAGAUGACGGCCAGUAACCUGGGGAUAAUAUUCGGGCCCACCCUGCUGAGGCCGCGCCAGACCGACGCCACCAUCUCCCUCUCCUCCCUGGUGGAUUACCCCUAUCAGGCCCGCAUAGUGGAGCUGCUGAUCUCCCACUACGAUAAGAUAUUCGACGUGUCCCGCGAGAUGAUUAACCCCGUGGAUAAGGCGGAGGAGAGAGAACCGAAUCACGUGAGGAAGUCACAGUCACUGCCCGUGGGGAAUGAGAACGUUCUGCUGUCCAAGCGCACCGGAUCCCUGGAUGAGGCCGCCUUAGACUUUAAAGGAGUGGAGGAGCGGGAAACCCGGAGCCAGAGUAUGGAUAUCGCCGAGGAGAACGAAACCAAUCUAAGUGACUCUGAAGAGCGCGGAGACUCCUCGGAGGCGGUCAGUCCGGUCUUCUCUCUGCAGGGAUCAGAUGAACAAGAUUGCUCCAUGGAAACCAUCUCCGAGGGCGACGUCGCGGUGAGGAGGAGCAGCUCCGAAGACAUCUCCAAAACGAACCUCUCCGUACCUGUAAAAUCUUAUCGCCAAAUCUCCAAAGUUCAGCUGAGGGCUCCUCGCGCCAAGCCGGUGAUCCGCCCGGUCAGUUUACCCGUGGACCGUCUCCUUCCUCCCUCGGUGCUGAACGAGAAUUCCAGGAAUGUGGGCGUCGCCACGUCUGACAAACUUGGCCAAAGUCCCAUCAUCGAAGAGGUCUCGGAGAACAAAGCCGCGACCGCCGUCAACUCGUGCCACAGACUCUCGUGCUACGACUCGCAGAGCUACCGCAAAAUGUGGGACAAGCAGUAUAAGCUGUACGACAUGACGCCCAGAACGGCCAUGAUCAUGACCAACGUGCCGCAGGAGAUAAGAGCGCACGACGCCGGGCCCACCGCGCUGCCAAAAAUCCCCUCCGCGUCCCAGCUCAAGCCCCUAACCGCGGACGGUAACUCUACAGAGCCCAAUCUGCUGGCCACUUACCGGGCGCCGAGAACUUUACAGCCGGGGACUUUCUACAAGCCGCCAUCUUACAAAACCAAACCGAGCGACGAGACGUCUCCGAGCGACGCAACGUCUCUGGCCAAAGCGCAAUGUCAGAGCAACAACAACAACGUCAACCUAAUCGCAGACUCGGAUCUGGCGGCCGAGAUUCAGGGACAGAGCAAAAACGUACAAAAAACGGAGGAUAGCCCCCCGACGGACGCAAAGCCAACGUUUCCUCGACUCAGGCCGAAACGCAUGCAGGAACUGGAACACAGAGAGGCGCAUUUCGUGUAGCGUCGGGACCGCGGACGGUCGUCGUCUCCCAACGUGCCAUGUUCGCCAUCAUAUUUUUUUUAUAUAUUAAAAACAAAAACUUUUUAACUGGAAAAAAAAACAAAACAAAAAACACUGAAGUGCUUUUCUAUACAGAACAGUCUAUUUUGCGCGCGUUCCGCGCCCGUAGCGAUUAAAUUUGAUUCUUAUUUAUACCGAGAUACAGUAUUCAGAUACCGAUCAAACUCUUCGUGUAAAUUUGUGUAAAAGCGGAAGAAAUUGUAUUUGCGUUUUUUCUUUUUUUUUUUUUUUUUUUUCGUACGACAGCAGCAACAUUUGCUGUAUGAAAGCUGCAAUGUAUCCUUCGAAGCCGCGGGGGGCGGGGUUAAUGGGUCGCGUCUGUGUGUAUAGAUUUCUUGUUUUCAUCCGUUGCCGGUUUCUUUGUGGUCACUUUAAUGAUAUUUCUACAGAGACGAUGCACUUAACAUUUUUUUUUUUUUUUUUU